AUGUCAUCCGCCGAGGCGACAGCUUCCUCCAUCGAAGCCAGCGGGUCUGCGGCCGAGACAUCAGCAUCCACCACUGCCGCCUCAACCGAAAACGCUGUCUCGGCCAGCAACAGCAAUGCCGGACCCAGUGACUCCCCGGUGUCGACAUACAGGUUCGCGACAUCGACCAUUUACAUCACGACCACAAAAACCAUCACGUCGUGCGCGCCCACGGUCACAUCCUGUCCGGCGGGGUCGACAGUGAUCGUCACGGAAGUCGUGGCCGUCUCGACAACUGUGUGCCCUAUCACCGAAGCUCCAGUGACUGAGGUCCCCAUCACUGAACCCAACGGUACCGUUGCCCCUAUGAUCACCGUAACUAGUGCGGCUGCAAGCGUGGCUCCCGCGGCCAACCCGCCUGCACCCAGCGGCAGCGGCAAUGGAGAGACGGCGACGACUCUUCGAAUUAACCUGGCCGGCGGCUAUCAAACAAAGACGGCCACGGCGUCGCAAGCCGUCGUCACGGCUGGCGCCGCAGGGAGCUUUGGUACUGCUUCAGGAAUGCGUGUCGUCGGUUUGCUGGUUGGGGUGGUUGCGGUUGUGGUUUUCUGA
Messenger RNA from Lasiosphaeria miniovina, 591 nucleotides. RefSeq lists its product as uncharacterized. The record is from RefSeq and is a predicted model, not a curated record. NCBI's taxonomy places the organism in Eukaryota, Fungi, Ascomycota, Sordariomycetes, Sordariales, Lasiosphaeriaceae. The transcript has a single exon. The coding region runs from base 1 to 591 and encodes 196 amino acids.